Dermacentor andersoni is the source of this 743-nucleotide messenger RNA. RefSeq names its product dehydrodolichyl diphosphate synthase complex subunit DHDDS-like. NCBI's taxonomy places the organism in Eukaryota, Metazoa, Arthropoda, Arachnida, Ixodida, Ixodidae. Gene Ontology annotation, biological process: polyprenol biosynthetic process. The record is from RefSeq and is a predicted model, not a curated record. Gene Ontology annotation, molecular function: ditrans,polycis-polyprenyl diphosphate synthase [(2E,6E)-farnesyl diphosphate specific] activity. Gene Ontology annotation, cellular component: endoplasmic reticulum; dehydrodolichyl diphosphate synthase complex.
CGCUUAGGCUCUGCGUGGCUUACAGCAGUAAGUGUGGCCUGAAGAAUAUGGUGCUCGACUUGGCGAAGGCCGUCCAAGUGGGUGUCAUUAAAUCAGAUGACAUCAGCCCGGGUCUCAUCGCGGACUGGCUGGAACUUAUUGAGAUUCCCGAGACGGAACUGUGGUUUCGCAGCAGCGGUGAACGGCGCUUCAGUGAAUUCCUUGUGCUGCAGAGCGGGUACUCAUACAUGCACAUAGAACCAGAACUCUGGCCUGCGAUGAAGUUUUCGAACUUGGUUUGGGCGAUACUGCGAUUUCAACUUAACUGGCCACUGAUUAAGGCAGUAAAGGACAAGCAUCGCGCGCUGUGUGCUGAUCACUCUCACCAAAGUGACCCUGCGAAAACUAUUCGUCGGAGUUCCUUCAUAAACCACGUCAAGUCAAGAAGGAUGGCACAUAUGAAUAGAUUGUGCUCUGGUGAACCAACCCCGCCCAUCAACAAAUCUCUAUGACCACCACGGAGAACGGCUUGCGAAAGAUGAUUAAAAAAAUGAAAUGGCUACAAACAAUAUUAAUCUGUGAAUAUGCAUUUCCCAAGCAAAACUUGAGUACUAAUAUGACAGCUAUGCAUAUCGGCCCCCUGAUGUACUUGAUUGACUUGCACUAAAGCAGCAUCGGCAAGUACACCUGUGCACGCACUAAUACUUCUAUUUCCCCCAUUAGCUUCUUUCCCGCUCUCGUACUUCUCAUGUCGUAGUCGCCCA